Loxodonta africana (African savanna elephant) is the source of this 5645-nucleotide messenger RNA. It is a transcript of the gene DHX30, whose product is annotated as DExH-box helicase 30. Gene Ontology annotation, molecular function: RNA binding; helicase activity; ATP binding. The record is from RefSeq and is a predicted model, not a curated record. Bases 1912 to 5577 code for a protein of 1221 amino acids. Gene Ontology annotation, cellular component: nucleus; intracellular anatomical structure. The transcript has 23 exons. Lineage: Eukaryota; Metazoa; Chordata; Mammalia; Proboscidea; Elephantidae.
UUGGCGCAACGACGCCCUCGCCUCAGGGGAUGCUCCGUUUCCCCAAGGCAGGGCCUGGAGUAAGCCCCUGGAGUGCCCCGGGACCUUUGUCUGCACCCCCGUGCCUCCUGGACCUUUCGUCCAGAAGGAGGCCUGAUGCAUUCUGGCCUCCCUGGUUGCCCUCUUUUGCACCGAUCGUGUCACUGGGGGCGGCCAAGGGGUGAUGUGUUCUUUGUUUGCUAUUGGCGACUGGCCCCAUUUCGCAGGGAAAGACCUAAUGCAUGUUGGGUCCUUUGUUUGUAGUGAACUGGAAUCCCAGGGGUCCUCAGAACCACCAAGCCAGGAGCAUGGCAUCAGCAUGCUGUCUAGCUAGUUCUCGUGUAGCAACAUUGGUCACCUUAAUUGCGGUUUUGCAAGGCAGAGUCUGUCCCCCAUUGCAGCACUAAUCCACAGGGGCUUGCCAUAUACCGUAGCAAAUGGACUGCAGAUGGCCAGUUGCAGUCUCUUACCCUGUUUUUGGUUGCAGCUCAAUGGCCAGAGCGAGAUGAGACAUUGUCUGUUGGUUACCCCUAGAGUUCCUUGGAAGACAAUGCCCCCACUGUCAUUCUGGUUCUUGACUACAUCUCUUUAUAUAAUUUACAUGUAAAUCUCUAAGUGUGUUGACGUUUCCCCGAGGGAGGACGCUUUAUAUAUUAUUUGGGAUUUACGAUAAUGCUCUUUAUUUGUGUAGCUCUUCAAGGUGCAGGAACUACAUCUUUUGCUGCAUUUUCUACCUGUGUAGGUUGUCUUUAUAUCCCCAAAAGUUAUUUACACUCUCAGUGUUUUAAUUUAUGUGGUUGUGGUCCAAAGUUUUAUUAGCUGUUGGACUCUUCUCACCCCUUUCAACCCUUUGAAGAUGUCAGUAUAAAAUAUUAUUUCAAGGAAUGAACCAGGCAACAGCAUGAUAUCUUGGAAGUAAGAAAAACGGCGUAGUAUGAGCCGGAAAGCUUUGGAGUCAGAGUACCUAAAAGCAGGUUUCCCUCCUGCCCUGUGCCAGCUAUGGGAUCUUGGGGAAAUUGUGUAAACUAUGCCUCAGUUUCCUUCUCCAGAAAAGAUAAUUCAUACCUCAUUGGAUGGUAGCAUGGAUUAAAUAAGAUGAAGCCUGUGGAAGUACUUUUCAAACUGUAAUAAUGCUAUUUAACUUUUAGCUGUGUUAUUUUCCCAACCCAGAGUAGCAUAGUACAGUAAAACCUGUGAAAGCUGGAACCUAUGCAAGGCGGAAACCUGCCAGAGAAGGAAGCAAAUAUUUUCCACUAGUAGAGAGCAAUAGAAAAGUGGUGACUGCACCCUGUCAAAGGCGGGAAAUUUGUGAGACCCGGGAAAACAAGGCAGCCCUGUCAAGUUCCAGCUCUCACAGGUUUCUUUAUCUGCUUUUGGAUAGGCUUGUGUUAUAGUGUAUGGGAUUAGAACUCAAAACUGAAGCAGGUUUUGCUCUGGGUUUGGAGAAAAUACUUUUCAGGCUUAUAAGACUGUCUUUAUCAUGACAUUUCUUUCUUGGUAUCUUACAGGUGCUGGUGUAGGACAGCCCACAAUUUGAUGGUCUAGAGUGGGUCAUGGGAGGUCCUGAAGUGAGGCCAAUGUAGCUGAUGUGUGUGUUUCAUACCACUAACGAAAUUUGUCCUUGUUGUUAGAGUUAAUAAAUGAAUUCCAGUGAACGGAGCAACUUUCUUUCCCUGUGGGGAUCCCCAUUUUAGUGACCAGCAUUGUACUUCCCAGGAGGAGGCUCAACCUCGUGAUGAGGAAUAGCAAGGAGAGAAUUCAGCUCCAGUUCAGAAGCCUGCAAAACCUGAAACUAUCAUUGCUCUUGUAAGUUUUCUCUCUGAGCUACCAUAUCCUAUCGGCUGAAAUUUCCGGCAUCCCUGGGGGAGAGGAGGCCAUCAGGGCAGACCUGCUAUGGACCUGAAAGAUUCGGCCCCAGGAUUCCAGCUUUUCCUCCUGGCCAGAAAUGUUCAGCCUGGACUCAUUCAGAAAAGAUCGGGCCCAGCACAGGCAGCGUCAGUGCAAACUUCCCCCACCCCGCCUUCCACCCAUGUGUGUCAACCCUGCCCCCGGAGGGACCAUCUCUCGAGGCCGAACGUUAACAUUUCCAACAUGGCAGCUUCUAGGGACCUAUUAAAAGAGUUCCCACAGCCCAAAAACCUUCUCAACAGUGUGAUAGGAAGAGCCCUCGGCAUCUCACAUGCAAAAGACAAACUGGUCUACGUGCACACAAAUGGACCGAAGAAAAAGAAAGUCACCCUGCAUAUAAAGUGGCCCAAGAGCGUGGAGGUGGAAGGCUAUGGCAGCAAGAAGAUUGACGCUGAGCGGCAAGCUGCCGCCGCAGCCUGCCAGCUAUUCAAGGGCUGGGGUCUACUGGGUCCCCGGAAUGAGCUGUUUGAUGCAGCCAAAUACCGUGUGCUAGCUGAUCGCUUUGGCUCCCCGGCUGACAGCUGGUGGCGCCAAGAGCCCACCAUGCCACCCACUUCCUGGCGGCAGCUGAAUCCCGACAGCAUCCGGCCUGGGGGGCCUGGGGGUCUUUCUCGAUCCUUGGGCCGGGAGGAGGAGGAGGAUGAGGAAGAGGAGCUAGAAGAGGGGACCAUCGAUGUUACUGACUUCCUGUCCAUGACCCAGCAGGACUCCCACACCCCACUCAGGGACUCGAGGGGGUGCUCCUUUGAGAUGACAGAUGACGACAGUGCCAUCAGGGCUCUGACCCAGUUUCCACUUCCCAAGAACCUACUGGCCAAGGUGAUUCAGAUUGCCACCUCGUCCUCCACUGCUAAGAACCUGAUGCAGUUCCAUACUGUGGGCACCAAGACCAAGCUGUCCACCCUUACCCUGCUCUGGCCAUGUCCCAUGACCUUUGUCGCCAAAGGGCGCCGAAAAGCAGAGGCUGAGAACAAGGCAGCAGCCUUGGCCUGCAAGAAGCUGAAGAGCCUGGGCCUAGUGGACAGGAACAACGAGCCGCUUACCCACGCUAUGUACAACCUGGCCUCCUUGCGCGAGCUGGGUGAGACCCAGCGCCGGCCAUGUACCAUCCAGGUGCCCGAGCCCGUCCUCCGCAAGAUUGAGACCUUCCUGAAUCAUUACCCCACGGACAGUUCAUGGAUCUCCCCAGAGCCCCAACUGCAGAGCGAUGAUAUCUUGUCCUUGGGCAAGGACUCAGGGCCCCUGAGUGACCCUAUCACGGGCAAGCCCUACAUGCCCCUGUCAGAAGCAGAGGAGGUGCGUCUGAGCCAGAGCCUGCUUGAGCUGUGGCGGCGGCGAGGUCCGGUCUGGCAAGAGGCCCCUCAGCUACCUGUGGACCCACAUAGGGACACCAUCCUCAAUGCCAUUGAGUUGCACCCGGUGGUGGUCAUCUCCGGGGACACGGGCUGCGGGAAGACCACGCGCAUCCCCCAGCUGCUGCUGGAGCGCUUUGUGACUGAGGGCCGUGGCGCACACUGCAAUGUGAUCAUUACCCAGCCACGCCGCAUCUCAGCUGUGUCUGUGGCACAGCGGGUCGGCCACGAACUGGGCCCUUCUCUGCGCCGGAACGUGGGCUUCCAGGUGCGCUUGGAAAGCAAGCCCCCGGCCCGAGGCGGGGCUUUGCUCUUCUGCACUGUGGGCAUCCUGCUGCGGAAGCUGCAGAGCAACCCCAGCCUGGAGGGCGUGAGCCAUGUCAUCGUGGACGAGGUGCACGAGCGAGACGUGAACACGGACUUCCUGCUUAUUCUGCUCAAGGGCCUGCAGCGACUCAACCCGGCCCUGCGGCUGGUGCUCAUGAGCGCCACAGGUGAUAAUGAGCGCUUUUCCCGCUACUUUGGUGGCUGCCCCGUCAUCAAGGUGCCCGGCUUCAUGUAUCCUGUCAGGGAGCACUACUUGGAGGACAUCCUGGCCAAGCUGGGCAAGCACCAAUACCCACACCGGCACCGGCACCACGAGUCUGAGGACGAGUGCGCCCUCGAUUUGGACCUUGUCACUGACCUGGUGCUGCACAUCGAUGCCCACGGGGAGCCAGGUGGGAUCCUGUGCUUCCUGCCAGGCUGGCAGGAGAUCAAAGGAGUGCAGCAGCGCCUCCAGGAGGCCCUGGGCGUGCACGAGAGCAAGUACCUCAUCCUGCCAGUGCACUCCAACAUCCCCAUGAUGGACCAGAAGGCCAUAUUCCAGCAACCUCCACUCGGGGUGCGCAAGAUUGUCUUGGCCACCAACAUUGCUGAGACCUCCAUCACGAUUAAUGAUAUUGUGCACGUGGUGGACAGCGGUCUCCACAAGGAGGAGCGCUACGACCUGAAGACCAAGGUGUCCUGCCUGGAGACCGUGUGGGUGUCCCGAGCCAACGUGAUCCAGCGCCGGGGCCGGGCAGGCCGUUGUCAGUCGGGCUUUGCCUACCACCUGUUCCCGCGCAGCCGGCUGGAGAAAAUGGCCCCUUUCCAAGUGCCAGAGAUCCUGCGCACACCCCUUGAGAACCUGGUGCUGCAAGCCAAGAUCCACAUGCCAGAGAAGACAGCAGUGGAGUUCCUCUCCAAGGCUGUGGACAGUCCAGACAUCAAGGCAGUGGACGAGGCCGUGAUCUUGCUACAGGAGAUAGGGGUGCUGGACCAGCGAGAGUACCUGACCACCCUGGGGCAGCGCCUAGCCCACAUCUCCACCGACCCCCGGCUGGCCAAGGCCAUAGUGCUGGCUGCCAUCUUCCGUUGCCUGCACCCGCUGCUGGUGGUUGUUUCCUGCCUCACCCGGGACCCCUUCAGCAGCAGCCUGCAGAAUCGGGCGGAGGUGGACAAGGUGAAGGCACUGUUGAGCCAUGACAGUGGCAGUGACCAUCUGGCCUUUGUGCGGGCUGUGGCUGGCUGGGAGGAAGUGCUGCGCUGGCAGGACCGCAGCUCCCGGGAGAACUACCUGGAGGAGAACCUGCUGUACGCGCCCAGCCUGCGCUUCAUCCACGGCCUCAUCAAGCAGUUCUCUGAGAACAUUUACGAGGCCUUCCUGGUGGGGAAGCCCUCGGACUGCACCCUGGCCUCUGCCCAGUGCAAUGAGUACAGUGAGGAGGAGGAGCUGGUGAAGGGUGUGCUGAUGGCGGGCCUCUACCCCAACCUCAUCCAGGUGAGGCAGGGCAAGGUGACCCGGCAGGGGAAGUUCAAGCCCAACAGUGUCACAUACAGGACCAAAUCAGGCAACAUUCUGCUGCACAAGUCGACCAUUAACAGGGAGGCCACACGGCUACGGAGCCGGUGGCUGACGUACUUCAUGGCCGUCAAGUCCAACGGCAGUGUCUUCGUCCGGGACUCCUCACAGGUGCACCCACUAGCUGUGCUGCUACUGACCGAUGGGGAUGUCCACAUCCGUGAUGAUGGGCGCCGGGCCACCAUCUCACUGAGUGACAAUGACCUGCUGAGGCUGGAGGGCGACUCACGCACCGUGCGGCUGCUGAGGGAGCUGCGCCGAGCCCUGGGACGCAUGGUGGAGCGGAGCCUACGCAGCGAGCUGGCUGCACUGCCACCCAGCGUGCAGCAGGAACAUGGGCAGCUGCUCGCCCUCCUGGCAGAACUGCUGCGGGGACCCUGUGGCAGCUUUGACGUGCGCAAGGCAGCUGAUGACUGAGCCCCGCUUCCACUGGGGCUGUGUACAGAGUGCAUAUGUUUAUUUAAAAUAAAGUUCUAUUUAUCCCU